ACAUCGUGGACAUCAAGCCGGCCAACAUGGAGGAGCUGACGGAGGUGAUCACGGCCGCCGAGUUCCCCCCGCACCACUGCAACACCUUCGUCUACAGCAGCAGCAAAGGCACCAUCCGGCUGUGCGACAUGCGCACCGCCGCCCUCUGCGACCGCCACGCCAAGUUUUUCGAAGAGCCCGAAGACCCCAGUAACCGGUCGUUUUUCUCCGAGAUCAUCUCCUCAAUCUCCGAUGUCAAGUUCAGCCACAGCGGGAGGGACAUCAUGACCCGGGCCUACCUCACCGUCAAGGUUCACGACUACCUGCGGAGCAAGCUCUGCUCGCUCUACGAGAACGACUGCAUCUUCGACAAGUUCGAGUGCGUCUGGAACGGGUCGGACAG
Apaloderma vittatum (bar-tailed trogon) is the source of this 382-nucleotide messenger RNA. Its product is annotated as serine/threonine-protein phosphatase 2A 55 kDa regulatory subunit B beta isoform-like. Gene Ontology annotation, cellular component: protein phosphatase type 2A complex; cytosol. Lineage: Eukaryota; Metazoa; Chordata; Aves; Trogoniformes; Trogonidae. The record is from RefSeq and is a predicted model, not a curated record. Gene Ontology annotation, biological process: peptidyl-serine dephosphorylation. The transcript has 3 exons. The annotation marks the transcript as partial. Gene Ontology annotation, molecular function: protein binding; protein phosphatase regulator activity.